ACUGUCUCUUAGCCCUAAACUUUGCUGGAGGUUGGAGAAGUUGUUCUUGUAGCAUCCGCCUACACUGAGGUAGAGAUAGUAACGCUUUGCCGCCGUCCACCUGCAGGCUGCCUUCAUUAAAUCCUGCUGCCCACCUCGAUCAUCUGGACACCAACUAAGUAUGGAGGAUUCCUCAGAGCAGUCCCACUGGGUGUCUCCAGCUCUGCUGAGCUCAGAAGCUCUCGCUGGUUUCUCCUCCGAGCCCAGCCUGCUGCCUCCAGUGGAAGAGGGUGAGUCCUUCUUCUCCGGCCAGGACUCGGACUAUAGUGGCCUUUCCUCUUUCUUCUCAAACCCAAGCCACAGCCGAGCAGCAUCCACCUACAGACACAGCUCAGUUCGACCGGUGUUCAGCUCGCCGAGCCUCCUCAGCAACUUCCAGCUCCUGGAUGUGCCUGCCACCCACUCCCUGAGCUCACCCUACAACCCCCCAGCCCCCAACUGGAGCAGCAGUCCUCUCACCAAGACCCCGCUGCACUCACACACCCCGACUUCCCUCUACAAUCCAGGACUCACCCCCUCCUUCAUCACCUCCAGAGAUGGAUACUGCUCUCCGGGCAGAGAGAACAGGGAGAGCCCCAGGCUUCAGGAGGCCCUUAAGAUCGAGCGCUUGAGCCCGCUGGGGGGGUCAGGUUCCAGCAGCAGCUUUCUGAACCUGACUUCUGCCAAUGGGAGUGUAUACACACCGUCAUCCCACUCCCACCCACACAUGCUGAGCCCCUACAGCUCGUACAUGACUGGCCCGCAGGAGUACAGUUCUGCUGCUCUGUACUCCAGCCCCUGGAUCAACCCCUCGUUCUCCCCCAAACUCCGCAACAAGAUGAGGAUAUCCACUCCAGAGGCCAGAGAGUGUGUGAACUGUGGAGCCACAGCUACCCCUCUGUGGCGUCGGGAUGGUACAGGCCACUACCUGUGCAAUGCCUGUGGAUUGUAUCAUAAGAUGAAUGGACAAAACAGACCUCUGAUCCGGCCCAAGAAAAGACUGAUUGUCAGUAAGCGCGCAGGUACAAUGUGUGCCAACUGUCACACAAGCACAACAACACUGUGGAGACGCAACGCCAAUGGAGAGCCUGUGUGUAACGCCUGUGGCCUCUACUUCAAACUGCACAAUGUCAAUCGGCCCCUCACCAUGAAGAAGGACGGCAUUCAAACACGCAACAGAAAAGUCUCCAACAAGAACAAGAAGAGCAAGAAGGUGGCCAUGUUGGAUCAGUACUCUGAGAUGAUCCAGCCGUCUUCUCUGGACGACAACGGCGGGCACUAUUCCCUCGGCCCUGGGACUCUGCUGACCUACAGCCACGCACCGCAUCUCAUUCCAGCACCCUCCCCUCUGCACCCCUCUGCCUCCCUACCCUACACACACCACCUCAACACUGGCAUGAUGCCCACACUAGUGUGAAACAACAAAACCGGCACCGUCGUACAUUCAGGAAUCAGUGCAGUUGCCUGGUACUUUUUAGUGUGGUAUUGUACAUUUGUGUUUCUAUGCCUCGUAAAUGGAGUUUUCUGUAUAUUUUCACUGUAUUUUAUUAGACGACAACAUUUUGUAGUUAUGAUCAGUCAGAUAAAAUCACUUUGCUGCACAUUCUGUCAGCUGUAAAUACAAUCACAAAUCGGAUCCGACAGCCACGUUUGUGUCUCUUUUAUUAUUCAUAAUGUGAAAUUAGUUCUUUAGUUUCGGGAUUUUAUGGGUCUGUUUUGUCUUUGCAUGAUUGAUAUUACCAUAUUGAGCUCUUUGCGGAGAAAAUAAUAAACGUGUGACUCAUUCUGCUGGAGUUAUGAAGGCUUUUCUUUUGAAAGUCAUUUGAAUUUUCACUUCAUUGGUAAAGCCCACAGUUAAAGUCCAAUGUAUGGUGUUAUUGUCCUCCCCUGCUCAGGUAUAAUAGUCUCUUUGUGCAGGUCAGAGCUCCACUUUGAAAGUGAGAUUGUACGUAGCGGGUAUGCAAAUCCUCCUUUCAACUGAAUAGAGAAAUAUUUAACUUAAGUGUAACACUUAAACCUGGUUGUAUUUUUAGAUCAGAGCAGCCAGUGGGUGAACGAGUGGGCUCCAAGUUCCACUGCACACACAAGGUCAUGUUUGUGUUUGUUAUUACUCAUCAGUGCAUGUAUGCUCACGAGGGGAAGGCAGGGGGGGGGGGGUUGUCACGAAUACAAAUUCUACUCACAUGUCACGCUUGAAACGUCAGAGGCCAAGCGGACAUUGUUUCAUAAUGACUUGCAACAACAUACAUCAUAGGAGAGCUUUUAUUUCUUCUUAAAGACAGAAACCACAAGGGAGAAAACUCGAAAGGGCUCUGACGCCCUGAGGUGAACGGAAUUUAUGUCCUUGUUCUGAUUGAAAGUAUUCUCACCCUUUACUUGUGCAGAAAUACCACAAUGUAAAAAUAUGCCAAUUAAAGUAAAAGUCCUGCAUUUAAAA
Messenger RNA from Hippoglossus stenolepis (Pacific halibut), 2455 nucleotides. RefSeq names its product GATA binding protein 1a (gene gata1a). The transcript is spliced from 6 exons. The record is from RefSeq and is a predicted model, not a curated record. Lineage: Eukaryota; Metazoa; Chordata; Actinopteri; Pleuronectiformes; Pleuronectidae. Gene Ontology annotation, biological process: cell fate commitment; negative regulation of transcription by RNA polymerase II; positive regulation of transcription by RNA polymerase II. Gene Ontology annotation, cellular component: nucleus. Bases 161 to 1435 code for a protein of 424 amino acids. Gene Ontology annotation, molecular function: DNA-binding transcription factor activity, RNA polymerase II-specific; RNA polymerase II cis-regulatory region sequence-specific DNA binding; zinc ion binding.